Gigantopelta aegis is the source of this 1656-nucleotide messenger RNA. RefSeq lists its product as uncharacterized. Lineage: Eukaryota; Metazoa; Mollusca; Gastropoda; Neomphalida; Peltospiridae. The record is from RefSeq and is a predicted model, not a curated record. Bases 21 to 1280 code for a protein of 419 amino acids. The transcript has 3 exons.
UUGGGUUUACAAGUUUAUGGAUGAAUAUAGAGAAUUCCAAAAUGACCGCAGUAACUCGUCUCAUGUUGGCAGUGGUUCUUUUCUCAAGAUGUAUAUUUUCAUCUAAAGAGCAAAAGGUGAUCUUUUUGCCGUUUUCUGGAAACACCCCUGUGUAUCUGAAACCGCAGUGGAUAUCUGUGACACAGCUCGAUAACGAACGAAAUGUCACUGUACAGUACAGUGCCAUGCAGAAUGCUCAAGUCACUUGGUAUUUAAACGGAUAUAUCGUAUCAGUAUCUGAUGAACGUUUUUCACCUGUUCAUACGAAGAAACGUCUUCGUUCACUGAAAAGAGGCAGGAGAACUGUUCGUCAAGCUUCUGUGAAAAUCCCCAACGACUACGAAAUCUCCGACCUUCGGGUGAUCCUCACCUUGAAAGUGUUCGAGGUGGAGCUACAGAUCAACAUGCCUUCUCCAAACGAAACCCGAACAGAGCCAGAGGUACACGCCAUACAGGAGAUCCUGCCGAGCUGGGGGCUUCACCUCGAGCCCCACGAGUCGGUUGGUUACACCCGCGGUGCUGACGUCACAGUGAGGUCAGUUCUCAUAUCGGAGUACCUCAAUGACGCGAUCUUCCUCGGGACCAACUUCUCCUUUACCAGCAUCGACAAAUGUACCACCCCGAUCGUCGCCUCGAUGAAAACCCCGGAGUCAGACCCAGAGUUCAUGCGGUCGUGGGUUCCUGAAGAAAACGAUCCAGCACUUGACUGGGAGACUGGUCGAUACCUGGGAAAGCCCACCUACAAAUACCGCUUCCUCCAGCUACUGCGACCCAGGGACAGGUUCCGAGGGAUCCUCACAGUGUCGACUGCGUUCAGACCAGCCGAUACGUGCCAUCUGCUGUUUGGCAGCAUCAGGAUCACCAGGUUCGCCUUCUUCAAACCGUAUCUCAGCCAGAAGUUCUUCGGCAAGGACUUGGUCGCGUUUCUUGACGGGGAGGAGUCGUACACGGCUAAAGUAGGAAGCGACGUCGACGUCAAGACCACUGCUCUGGGCGGAUUCUACGAAGGUUGGGACGUACGAGACAACGACUCGAACCCACGGAUUAAGCUGUACAAGAAUGGGUAUCCCGUGUCUGACGUAGAGCGGGUCGACACCAAGCGGCUCUUUCAGAGAGAGGUGGCGCACUUGUUCCGUAACGUGACGGUGGAGAUGGCGGGUCGGUAUCUUUGGGUGGCCGAAAUGGGUGGCAGUAAGGUGAAGCGGGGCUUCACUCUCUACGUGAAGGCUGAAUGCGGGUGAUUUUCUUUUUUUAAAAAUAAAUACAUAUAUGAAUUAUAUAUGAUUUUCAAUUAAUGAUGCUAUUAAAGAUUAGAGGACUUAUCAGCACUGUGAGUAUUUGUUGUUUUUAUAUUACAACACAAAUGAGUGAAAACGUUUGCAUUUCUAGCUGGAAGGUCCAUAUAAGUCUUUUACAAGUCCGUCGGAACCGGUAGGAAUAAACAUCCCAGAAACACUCGUGCAAGUAAAUGAAAUAUGCAAGUCUGGAUUGUAUGAAUAUUCCUAAGGAAUGAAGUUUCGAUGGGACUCCUCUUCCUGGAACUGGAAGGAAGGAAAUGUUUUAAUUAACGACGCACUCAACACAUUUAUGUACCGUUAUAUGGCGUCGGAUCCUGGA